GUGGUUAAAUAUAAAUUCAAAAUUAAGAAAAUUUCCUAUUCAUUUCAAAUGCUUUCUUUGCAAGUUUCUUAACAUUUUUUAAAUCUCUGAACCUCAAAAUGCAAUUGCAUAAUUCGUGAUUCGUGAAGAUGAGUUUCGAUUCGACUCGCUCCGGAAACUCUGUUUCGAAUUCGAAACGGAGCUUCAAUUCAAUCUCUUCAAAUCCUUCUAACAAAGCCAGUAGUAGUGGUGCUAAAAGUACGAAGAAUGAUAAGAAGAAGAAGAAUACGAACCAGAAAACCCUAGGCAUGGCUUGGGGAGCCAAUUCUCGCUCUUCCUCUCGCUCCGCCUUUCGUAAUUCCCCCUUCUCCGAUUUCGGCAGUUACAUGGUUUUGAAGAAUAAAAAACUACGCGAACAGUUUGAUGCUGAGGCUUCAAGCUCUUCUCAAAGUGGUUCUGCUUCUGGGAAAUCCAUAUUUCAUGGGGUUUCGAUUUUUGUGGAUGGAUAUACUGUCCCAUCUAGUCAGGAACUUCGAGGUUACAUGUUAAAGUAUGGAGGACGAUUCGAGAAUUAUUUUUCAAGGCAUCGUGUUACUCAUAUAAUCUGCAGUAAUCUCCCUGACAGUAAAAUCAAGAAUUUGAGGUCAUUCAGUGGUGGGCUUCCAGUAGUUAAACCUACCUGGGUGCAAGAUUCAGUUGCUGCUAAUAAACUUUUGAGUUGGAUCCCUUAUCAACUCCAACAGCUGGCAAGUGAAGUUCAUAACCAACCAAAACUAUCUGCUUUCUUUCCUCUGAAAAACGUCCAAGAUUCUGAUGAUGUAGCCCCAAAUCUUGGCAAUCAAGUAAUUUCUGAAACUAAGAAUUCAUCAUUGGAGGAUAGGGCUUUGAUGGUUGCCAAUUGUCCCGAACAGUGUGAUUCUACAGAACAAGUGGACCAAUGCAGUCCAGAAUUUGAUGGCCUUUUGCACGUGGGCCCUACCGAAAUGAUACUAGAAAUGCCUGCUUGUAGUGUAGGCAGCCAUUGUGAACCGAAAGGUGCUGAACUCUAUGAUAUUUCCAGGUUAGACAGGAUCAAUACAGGAUUUGAACCCAAGUCUAGUAGUUCAUGUCAGGCUUCUGCUUCAGUUUGCAGUGGCAUCCCUGAUGAUCAUAAUUUUAAAGAAUCGUCAAGUUCAAGAAUCAGUUUAGCUUCUAAUCAGCCUCAUUCAACUCUUGUAGAUCCUGAUUUUGUUGAAAAUUAUUUUAAGAACUCUAGGCUGCAUUUUAUUGGAACUUGGAGAAAUCGGUACCGAAAGCGUUUUCACAGCUCAUCUGAUGGGUUUAGAGACAAAAGUUCUUGUCUCAACGCCUCUGCAGUGGUUCACAAGACUGCCAUAAUACAUGUUGACAUGGAUUGCUUCUUCGUAGCAGUGGUCAUCAAGAACCAUCCCGAAUUACAAGACAAACCUGUUGCUGUUUGCCAUUCAGAUAGUCCCCGCGGAACUGCUGAAAUAUCAUCUGCCAAUUAUCCUGCUCGAGAUUAUGGAAUCAAGGCUGGAAUGUUUGUUAAAGAUGCCAAGGCACGUUGCCCUCAUCUUGUAAUUGUUCAUUAUGAUUUUGGAGCUUAUGAGAAGGUGGCAGAUCAAUUUUAUGACAUUCUGCAUAAACACUGCAACAAAGUGCAGGCUGUCAGUUGUGAUGAAGCAUUUCUUGAUGUCACCAACUCAAGAGUGGAGGAUCCCCAGCUUUUAGCUUCAGUAAUCAGAAAAGAGAUUUUAGACACUACAGGAUGCACUGCAAGUGCAGGGAUUGCAGAAAAUAUGCUUAUGGCCCGUCUUGCUACAAAAACUGCAAAACCGGAUGGCCAAUGUUACAUUUCUCCUGAGAAGUUGAGUUUUCAGGUGAAUGAUUAUUUAUGUGAACUUCCAGUCAGAGUACUGCCUGGAAUUGGUCAUGUUUUGGCAGAGAAGUUGAAAAAAAGGCAAAUUGAAACUUGUGGACGGCUGCACGUGAUAUCCAAGGAAUCUCUUCAAAAGGAGUUCGGUGUGAAAACUGGAGAUAUGCUCUGGAAUUAUAGUAGAGGGAUCGACAAUCGACAUGUUGGCGUGAUUAAGGAAAGCAAAUCUAUAGGCGCUGAAGUGAACUGGGGUGUGAGGUUCAGGAAUACAAAUGAUACUCAACGCUUCUUGACAAACCUAUGCAAGGAGGUUUCAUUGCGAUUGCAGGGAUGUGGAGUGUUAGGUCGCUCUUUUACCCUAAAGAUAAAGAAGAGACGAAGUGAUGCUGGCGAGCCAAUAAAGUAUAUGGGCCAUGGAGACUGUGAGAACCUUAGCCAUUCCAUUACGAUUCCGAUGGCCACAGAUGAACUGGAUGUGCUUCAGAGGAUAACCACUAAGCUUUUUGGAUAUUUUCAAAUAGAUGUUGAAGAUAUCAGAGGAAUGGGUUUGCAGGUUUCAAAACUUGAAAACACAGAUAAUGGCAAGCUAGUCCACCAGAGGAAUUCCAUUCUCUCCUGGCUCGUUUCCACUUCAACAAAGGACAGAGAGCAAGAGAAAUUUACUAAUCACACCAAGCACAAUGAUAUAGUUGGGGAACUGAAUUGUGAAGGAGAUCGAGGUCAGUUGUGCUCCAAUCACGCUGGACCAUCUGUCCGAAGUGAUGCUGGUUUGUCUGCUGGUGUAAGUGGCAGUAGACAGGGUGUGAUUCUCCCUCCUCUGCAUGAUCUUGAUGUGGGAGUUAUAGUCUCUCUUCCACCUGAUGUCAUUGCAGAAAUUAAUGACAUGUAUGGUGGGGAGUUAACAAGUUUCAUUUCCAAGUAUAAAAGUGACAUGAAUAUGCCUGCUAUGUCAGUUGAUAGUUUUGAGGGGGUAACUGCUGAGGAAAAAGAAUGCCAUCCCUCUUAUCUGGUCCAAUCUAAUAAAUUCCCCUUUGACAUUAAGUAUGGUGAUGAGGAAACCCCCAUUCGACCUUUCUCCGCUCCAGUUUCUGAAAAUAUUGCUGUAAUGCCCUCAUCUCUGAGUCAGGUAGAUCACUCGGUGUUGCAACAACUUCCUCAAGAUUUGAGAGAAGACAUACUUGAGUUUCUUCCUGCACACAGGAGACUAGAAUCUGUGCCAGAUGCUUUGCUGAAUCCAAGUGAGAAUCAGACUGGAUCUCCUCAGUUUGUUUCAACUAAUGAGCUUUGGGUUGGAAAUCCUCCUCUGUGGGUUGACAAGUUCAAAUUGAGCUGCUGUGGGAUGUUGAACCUUUUUGCUGAGAUGUAUUAUAGAUCAGGACAUACUUGCCAUUUGUCUUCUAUACUUCAGCGGCUUUUCUGUGAGCAGCGUGUUCCUCUAGAUGUGGGCACUAAUGAAUGGGACGAUGCUGUUAGUUGCUUAUGUGAGCUUGUUAAACAAUAUUUAGAACUCAAAAUUCAAACAGAUAUUGAGGAGGUUUAUGUUUGUAUCCGCCUUUUAAGAAGGUUAAAUGAGAGGUCGAAACUUUUUGGACUAGUUUGUGACAGCAUACUUCCUCAUCUCCAGGCAUCCUUUGGUGAAAAUUAUGGAGGAACUCUUAAUGUCUCUUCUGUCAAGGACUGAUGUAUUAAAGAUAUGGUUCUAAACUUCACCGCCGUUGGAUUUAUGAUACAAUUUCAUAGUUGAAAAUACCAUGAUCGUUGGCAUUACAUUCUCUUCUAGCAACUGGAAUCUGGCCAUGACACCGGAUGAUGUAGGCGAGUCAUUGCUGUGCAGGUGCUUUCUGCAUGAUGAUCCUGUUAGCGAUGUUUGAAACCUUCGAGGGGUGGAGCCUUGAGUUCUUCUAGUAUUAAGAUUUAAGCUGGAUCAGUAUUGCGAUGCAAAGAUGGAGUUAAAUCAAGAGAAUGUGCCUAUAUGGGCAUUUUGUUUUGGUAAAUAUCACACAACACAAUAUUGGGAAAAUUGCAGCAGAGUUCCCUAGCCAGUUAUUAAAGUGUAGCAGCAGCAGGGACAUUGUGUAAUGGUGGUUCUUUUGAAAUCUGAAGGUUUGGUAAGUUGAAAAUGUUGGAAUAUUCUGAGUGCAAAAAAAUGGUGUGUGUAGAGAAUUCCUUGAACAUAAAAUUUGGUAUGUCAUUGGAGGACUCCUUGCCUUAAUCAUUGGUUUCUAAAGGUGGAGUUUUCGAAGCUUUGUGCGGAAAUCUUUGGUCUGCGUCAGAUCUUUCCAUUUAUGUUCGAAACUUUCAGCAGUGGAAGGAGUUGGGAGGGAGGUGUUGGCUCUUGAUCGCAAUGAUUUUGUGACUCCCGAGGGGAGAGUGGGGUGAGUUGGGUUGGAUAAUCUUAUUCUAGUUUUUUCCCCUCAAAUUUUAUUCAUAAUUAUUUUAUUAAUGUUCUUUUCAUAGAAUAAUGUGUUAAUUCAUUUACUCUUAAAAAAUUGGACGUGACGAUUGCAAGUAACUUUAAAGGUAAA
Olea europaea var. sylvestris is the source of this 4380-nucleotide messenger RNA. Its product is annotated as DNA repair protein REV1. Lineage: Eukaryota; Viridiplantae; Streptophyta; Magnoliopsida; Lamiales; Oleaceae. Bases 129 to 3536 code for a protein of 1135 amino acids. The record is from RefSeq and is a predicted model, not a curated record. Gene Ontology annotation, cellular component: nucleus. Gene Ontology annotation, molecular function: deoxycytidyl transferase activity; damaged DNA binding; DNA-directed DNA polymerase activity. Gene Ontology annotation, biological process: error-prone translesion synthesis; error-free translesion synthesis. The transcript is spliced from 23 exons.